UUAAAGGAUAAGAACAUGUCAAUUUUUUCAUGGCAUUCAGAUAUUUCUGGUUGUGUACUAGCUUUGAACAAAACAUAAUUUAUGCAGAGCUGUGUAAAUAUUAUCCAAACAGCGGAAGAAAUCUUGAAAUCGUGAUAUGAAAACCAGCCUGUCAAUAACUGAGGAUUAGAGAGGUACGUGGAACACCUUUCAUGUGCUGGGAGAGCAGAGCGCCCCAUCUAAUCUGAGUGGGAUGUAACAGGCUGCUGGCUCCUCCUCAUCCUCUGACUGCCUCUGCAGACGCCCAGCAGCAGAAGUUUGCAUCUUUGUGCGGGUGAAAUGAUGGCGCUGUUCGUGGACUCGGAGCUCCCUAUGGUCAAGCAGAAGCAGCUGAAGGACCUGGAGGAUUUGAAGAUGCUGUUUGGAGAACAGGAGGCCUGUAAAGAUGGUCGGAGCGAGAGCACCGUGUCCUCUCAGGAGACGGACAGAUGCGUCGCUUUGAUGGAGGGCCAGCGGAAAAGGAAGAGGACCAUCUUUAGCCGAGCCCAGCUGUCUGAGCUGGAGCAGGCCUUUGCGGUGACUCCGUACCCGGACAUCACCCUCAGGGAGAGGCUGGCUGCUCACACACACCUGCCGGAGAGCAAGAUACAGGUUUGGUUCCAAAACAGAAGAGCUAGAAGUAUUAAAACAGGCAGACUCAGUAGGCCCACCAAGUCUGAUGGUGGAGGUCGAGGUAUUCUGGAGUCCUCUCCUGGACGUGGGACCUCCACCCACCCAGCUACAACCACCCUGGCAGAUAUAUUCAGGCAAGAUCAGAGCCACUCCUGUGAGGAGGUGCCUCAGAUUUACUCCGACUGGAUCCAAAUUUAUAGCAACCCGGUGUCCUCCACAUCUCCGUGUUCCUCAUCCCUUCAUCAGCAGCCUGCUCCAAAGCUGCUCCAGAGCUGCUCCAAAGCACCAGAUGGUCACCUCUGGGAGGAAGAUCAGCAGCUGGGGCCGAGAUUCGGCACUUUCAUCUCCGGCUCAUUUCCUCAGCCCAUCAGCAGGCAGGGUCACCACCAUCCCUCCACCUGCUCAUACCAGGCCUUUACGAACUUCAAGCCUCAGAGCCUUGCUCCACCUGUGAACCCUCAGCCCAUAUAUGGAGCCAGCGCUGGAGGUGGAGGUCAUAGUUCAGUGGACCAGGUUGUCCCCUCCCACCCUCAACCAAUGUACUGGGAGGUAGCUCAAGGGCAAGGUCACCGCCAUCAACAACACCACCAUCAUCAUCAUCAUCAUCGUCCACAAAUGGGACCUCAGACUUCCAUGGGAUACAUCUCAGAUCUGAUCUACAACGCAGCCAUUGUCACCAAUUUCCUUGAGUUCUGAUGAUCCAUCAUGAGCAACAUGGACUGAAUGUUGCUAAACUCAAAGUCUCCUUCCUGUGUUGCCAGUGCGGAUUUUAUACCAGACUAGUUCGUUAAAUAGUAUGGUUGUUGCUGCCAGUCAGUCAAUAUUGUAAUUUUAAUGCUGUUAAGUAAUCCAUAUGAAUCAAAUUAGGGCAAGUUAUCCCAUACCUGUGUGUAGUAGCUACUUUUAGAUGUUUGGACGCCAUGUAUUUUUGUUUUUACACAUGUAGUGAUUUAUUAAACCCGGUUUGAUCUUUUCCGAA
Messenger RNA from Fundulus heteroclitus (mummichog), 1630 nucleotides. RefSeq names its product SEBOX homeobox (gene sebox). The record is from RefSeq and is a predicted model, not a curated record. Lineage: Eukaryota; Metazoa; Chordata; Actinopteri; Cyprinodontiformes; Fundulidae. The transcript has 3 exons. Bases 319 to 1347 code for a protein of 342 amino acids. Gene Ontology annotation, molecular function: DNA binding.